AUGGAUUCCUCAGGCUCGAAACCAUUCUCUGCGGAGCGUUAUUUCGCCACUCAGCCAAAACCGGCGUAUCUUGAUGAGAUCUUGAACGGCGUUCGCGAGUUUGUCGCCGCGAAUCGACAAGCAGGACGCCGAAUUGUGCUCGUAACGUCAGGAGGGACGACAGUCCCACUCGAACUAAACGUUGUUCGCUUUCUCGACAACUUUUCUGCGGGCACACGAGGAGCGACGUCUGCCGAAUACUUUCUCUCGCAUGACUAUGCUGUCAUCUUUAUGCAUCGACAAUUCAGUCAACAGCCGUUUCUGCGACACUACUCGCAUUCGACGAAUCCGUUUCUUGACCUCUUAGAAGUCGAGGAAGACGAACCUCCGUCGAACCAAAACCCUGGAACCCCAUCAGACGGGAAGCCGCGACUCCCACGGAUUACAGUCAAUCCAUCACCAGAGGCACGACCACUGCUCUUACAUGUCCUUCGAGAGAACAUGCGCGUAAAGCGACAGGGCACUCUGCAUACAGUCACAUUCGUGACGAUUGAUGACUAUCUGUUCCUCUUGAGGGAUAUUGCAGGGAUUCUGGGGAGCGAUGCUACACACGGGCGCGAUACCCUGUAUUAUCUCGCCGCGGCAUCGGAGCACAAGAUUCAGUCGGGAAAAGGGACGCUUCAUAUUGAGAUGGAUCAAGUACCGAAAAUCCUGAAGCCACUGGUCAGCGAAUGGACUCCAGGUGGAUAUAUUGUCAGCUUCAAGCUUGAAACGGACCCAGCGCUCUUGAUUCCCAAAUCUCGUAUCGCACUGGAGCGAUACGGCCACCAAGUCGUCAUCGGCAACGAAUUACAUACACGAAAGUAUCAAGUCGUCUUUGUCGAACCAAUAGACCCAGCCUCGCAAUCACAAGCAACGGACGCGGAGCGAUUCACCGAAGAGUGGAUCAAGAUUCGCGAGGAUGACGACGUUGAGAUUGAGAAGCUAAUCGUCGAGAAGCUGAUAGCCAGACAUACCGCGUGGAUAAACAGGCUAACCGUGAAUAAAGUCUGA
Serendipita indica DSM 11827 is the source of this 1032-nucleotide messenger RNA. Lineage: Eukaryota; Fungi; Basidiomycota; Agaricomycetes; Sebacinales; Serendipitaceae. The record is from the annotation of a GenBank genome assembly.